AGAAGGGUUUCUACCUGAGUACCCGGCUUCAGUGUUCAUGAGAACGGUUGUGUCGACUCAUUUUCCCUUUUUUUCUGUUCUUCUUUGUUAGUUGUGUAGCGUGUUUCACUCGCUCUGGAAGCGGAAGGAUAAGUCAGCAGCCACAGCAGCCACAUAUUACUAUUGGUCUCUCAGUGUUGAUAAACGUGGGACGUUCAGCAGCUCCGGUUACCCCUAAAAAGAAGAGAGAGUAAAGCCCACAAAAAACUCAUUAACUUUUUUUUCUUUUCCACUGAACCUCCCGUAACGGAAUAUUUAAUUGUGGUGUUACGCACGCAGCCGUGAUCAAAGACGCUCGCUUUUAAAAUUCAUCUCUCUCUCUCACAUACACAAGCACACAAGACCCCCCCCCCCUUCCCCGCCGCCCCCCUCCUCAAAAAAAAAAGAGAGACUGUAAUCAUCAAAAGGUCUGUACAUCAGAGCCUAAUGCAUCGCAUCGACAACAUCAGCUCCCACCUGCAGGACAACAACUACGUCCGCGUGGAGCGACGGGGUGUGGUGGGCCUCAUCCGCCUCCUCCGCACCGCCCCGCCGCGGUCGCAGGUGGGCGGCUGCGUGCUCUGUGCGCCGAUGCGCGCCCAGAUUCUACGUGCCCUCAAAUCACUGGAGGCGGACCCGACCUGUCUCGUCAUCGUCUUCGCCUCCACCAGCGACCACUUCUUCUCGAGCGGUAUCAACACCGCGAACUUCGCCGAUGGGUUCAUCUCGCAGCCGGCGCAGCAGCCGCCUGUGCCGUCCAUGUUCGAGCUGACGGCGUCCGUGGAGUCGUGCCCGAAGGUGUGCAUCGCGGCCAUACAGGGCAAGUGCUUCUCGUGGGGCCUGGAGCUGGCGCUGGCGGCGGACUACCGUGUGUGCGGCAUCAACGCACGGUUUCGCUUUCCGGAGGUGGAGCUGGGCAUUACUCCGUGCGGUGGCGGCGCGCGCCGGCUCGUCUGCCGCGUCGGCGUCCGUCACGCACUCGACAUGCUGUGUUACGGCCGUCUCGUGUACGCGCGGGAGGCGCUAAAGAUGGGGCUCCUCGACGCUGCCCCAUGCUGCAGCCCGCAGCUGUGGGAGGCGCUGGCGCACUUUAUCACCACGCACGUCGCCGCGUCGGCCACGGAUGGACUGCGUACGCUCGAUGACGCACGAGCCGCCAAGGCUGUUGCGCGGCAGCGCCGCCGCAGCUGUCCCGCCUACGCCCAACUCCCGUUCUUCAGCCGGGGCUGGUACGCGUGGACGGAGCAUAAGCUGCGAGACUCGGUACCGCGGGCACGACGGGCCCCCUACCGCGCCAUCGAUGCGGUCCGCCUUGCGGUCACACACAGCUUGCUGGGCGACAAAACAAUCAGCGGGAAUGCGGCUGCUGCGGACACCGUCGGGACAGACGCUGCGGAGUCGAAUGCCGCCUACGCCGCGGCGGAGCGACAGCUGUUUGAGGUGUGUCUUGCCUCCUCGGAAGCCCAGGCCUCGCAGCAUCUUCUGCGGGCCGCGCAGCGCACCUCCCGAGCGUGGGAAAAGACGGACGCUCUCACACCCACCGCACUGCGGCCACCGGUGUCGUCCUUGCCGCCCUCGGUCGACGUGGUGGCUACCACGACGACCACCACCACCUCUGCCGCUCACGUCGACGAACGCGCCGAGGAGUGUGGUCUUGGCCUGCGCAAGGUUGCGGUGAUGGGUGCCGGCAGACAGGGCGCCUCCAUCGCCCUCCUGCUCUUGUGGCAACGCGACAUCGAGCAAGUCGUGCUGAUCGAAAGCGACGCGCAGCUGCAGGGGCAGGCCGUGCGUGCGAUGGAGGCCUUCCUGCGCGGCCGCGUGGCGGCCCACCGUUUAUCGCAGCACCGGUGCGAGGACAUGCUACGCCGCCUGCGUGCGACGGGCGAUCCAAACACUCCGUUCCCACCGCUGUUGGCAGACAUGGACCUCGUGCUGGAGUGUGCCCCCGAGGUGUUGGCGCUCAAGCAGAACAUCUUCGCCCACCUCGACAACAUGUGCAAGCGCUCCACCAUCUUCGUCAGCGUGUCGUCCUCGCAGGACGUGAAUGAUGUGGCGGCCGUGACGCGCAGACCGGGUCAGGUGGUAGGCAUUAGUUUUUUCGGCCCGGCGGACCACUCACCCGUGGUGGAGGUGAUGCGCGGGGCAGCGACGGAGGGCUGGGUCGUUGAGCGGCUGAUGCGGCUGCUCUCCCAACUGAACCGGUACCCGAUCGUCUCGCGCAGCGGCCACGGCUGCGUCGGCACGCGCUUGCUGCUGGCGGCGCUGUACCAGGCUUACACGAUGCUCGAGGAUGGAUGUCUGCCGAUGCAGAUCGACUUCGCGCUGCAGAAGACCUUCAACUUUACGCAGGGGCUAUUUGAGUUAGAGGACAUCAUCGGGCUGGACACCACCGCCGCGGUGCGGGCAUCGAUGCGGCGGGGGAGCGCUGGCAGUGUCUCCGCUGCUGCUGCGGUGGUCUCUGCAACGUUCUCCGAGGGGCAGGAGGUCCCGGUGAGGGUGCCGAGCGCCGAGGAGCUGAGCAACAACUGGUGGCUGCCGAGCCGGCCGGUGUUCGACAUCCCUAACUCCAUGAUCGCCGUCGGGGCGGUGGGUCGCAGCACGCGAGAGGGGUGGUACACGUACGCCACCCCAGAGGAGUGCACCUUCGGCUACGCCAUUCGGCACCCGAUCAAGUCGUGGCUGUGGCUGCCUACUACGUCGGCGUCUCUCAAGCUGAAUUCGAUGGCAAGUGUUGCUGCUGCUGAUGCUGCUGCAACGACGACAAUGACGACGGCACACCAUGCCGGCACGACGAUAGGCGCGACGGCAGGUGCACAAUCUCUUGCCUCAUCCUGCGUCCCGCAGCGCUGCCAGCUCCCCCCGGUGAGCGUGGAGUGCGUCCGCCCGCAGCACAACUACGCUUCGGAGUACCUCACGCUGCACAGCAGCAAGCGUCACAGGUGCACGCGUCGCCCAUUUCGCGAUGAGGAGAUCGUCGACCGCAUCGUUUUUGCGAUGGUGAACGAGGCGGCGAAGCUGAUGGCGGACGGCGUCAUUACGAGCUCGUCCGACAUCGACUGCAUAUCCGUGUACGCCUUUGGCUUCCCGGCGUGGAGGGGCGGGCUGUGCUACUACGCCGACAGCGUCGCGGGGCUGGAGAGGGUGGUGUACAAGAUGAAGGUGGUCCACCGCGCGCUUGGCUCCGCAGAGUAUCCGUUCCCGUGCACCGCGUUGCAGGAGAUGUUGGCGAGGAAGCAAACGUUUGCGUCGAUAUCCACGCAGAACGAGUGA
This is a messenger RNA of Leptomonas pyrrhocoris, 3288 nucleotides long. RefSeq names its product putative mitochondrial enoyl-CoA hydratase/Enoyl-CoA isomerase. The record is from RefSeq and is a predicted model, not a curated record. Gene Ontology annotation, cellular component: peroxisome. The transcript has a single exon. Gene Ontology annotation, biological process: fatty acid beta-oxidation. Lineage: Eukaryota; Euglenozoa; Kinetoplastea; Trypanosomatida; Trypanosomatidae. The coding region runs from base 466 to 3288 and encodes 940 amino acids. Gene Ontology annotation, molecular function: NAD+ binding; (3S)-3-hydroxyacyl-CoA dehydrogenase (NAD+) activity.